Molecule: messenger RNA, 1596 nt
Organism: Theobroma umbraticum
Lineage: Eukaryota; Viridiplantae; Streptophyta; Magnoliopsida; Malvales; Malvaceae
Gene: GCL2
Product: GCR2-like 2
Biological process (GO): carbohydrate metabolic process; peptide modification
Cellular component (GO): plasma membrane
Source: RefSeq, a predicted model, not a curated record
UCCUAAACAACAGAUGGGCCUUUUUAUCUAAUUUUCUGAACCGAUCUUUUUUCUGAACGACAGAUGAGAGCCCCGCAGCUUGACCGAAACCUUAGCAACGUGGAGGCAGAUCUUUGCCUCUCGCAACACAUGCCUGUUUUUUAAAACUCAAAAGUCAACCACCUCAAACUUCCAUCUCUCUCCCCUCCUCAUCUGAGCAUUCCGAUUCUGCGAGAAGAACAGGAAUAACAAUGGUGGAUCGUUUCUUUCCGAAUGUGCUGCCAGACUUCGUAUCCGAAACAACGGAACAAAAAGAAGAAGUCGGAGAUACUCUGAUGAAACUCCUAUCCAUGCCCUACUCUUCUCUUUCUCAACAUUUCAAACGCGCCGCUUUGGACCUCAAAGAAACCGUAACGCUGGACACGUGGGGAUUGACAGGGCAGGAAGUGUCAGACUUUACCCUCUAUUGUGGCACUCUGGGCACCGCUUUCAUACUCUUCAAAUCCUAUCAACUUACCAACAACACCGCCGAUCUCUCCCUCUGCUUAGCCAUCGUUGAUGCUUGCAACUCCGCUUCCUUUUCUUCUCGAGAUGUAACCUUUUUGUGUGGUCGAGCGGGUGUUUGUGCUCUUGGUGCUGUAGCUGCAAAGCAUGCUGGAAAUCAAGAGUUACUUGAUUACUACUUAACCCAGUUCAAAGGGAUUAAUCUCUCAAGUAAUCUCCCUGAUGAGUUAUUGUAUGGAAGAGCUGGGUUUUUAUGGGCUUGUGUGUUCUUGAACAAGCAUCUAGGUGAAGGGACUAUUCCUUCUACAACCACUCGUGCAGUUGUUGAUGAGAUCAUCAAGAAUGGAAGGCUGUUAGCGAAGAAAGGAGGAGGAAGUCCUUUGAUGUUUGAAUGCUAUGGAGAAAAGUAUUGGGGUGCUGCACAUGGAUUGGCAGGUAUUAUGCAUGUUUUAAUGGACAUGGAGUUGAAACCAGAUGAGAUUAUGGAUGUAAAGGGCACUCUUAGAUACAUGAUUAGGAACCGAUUCCCGAGUGGGAACUACCCUGCAAGUGAACAAGAUAGAAAGAGGGAUGUUCUUGUGCAUUGGUGUCAUGGAGCUCCAGGGAUCGCCCUCACUCUGGUCAAGGCUGCUGAGGUUUUUGGGGAUGAUGAAUUUCUGGAAGCAGCUGUGGAUGCAGCAGAGGUGGUUUUCAACCGUGGGUUGCUGAAGCGAGUUGGAAUUUGCCAUGGCAUUAGUGGGAAUGCUUAUGUUUUCCUCUCACUCUACCGAAAAACAGGCAAUGUGGAGUUCUUAUACAGGGCCAAAGCAUUUGCUUGCUUUCUGCUUGAUCGGGCUCACAAGCUUAUAUCCAAGGGAGAGAUGCAUGGAGGCGAUAAGCUCUAUUCCCUGUUUGAAGGGAUAGGGGGUAUGGCGUAUCUUUUCCUAGACAUGAUUGAGCCCUUGGGGGCCCGAUUCCCAGCAUAUGAGCUUUAAGUUGUAGACUAAUUUAAAUAUAUGUUGCUUGUGGUAGCACCACUUGCCUUGAAUAUAUAUUGUGCGAAGACGAGUUCAUAUCACCUACAAUGAAUGGUAUGCAAUUAUGAAAUCUCAAGCAUGUAUGAGUUCGGGAACA